AUGGAAAAGAAGGAAGCUAAGCCGCGACUGAUCCGAUGGGUGCUGCUGUUGCAAGAGUUUGAUUCCGAGAUGAAAAACUGCAAGGGAACUAAGAAUCAGGUUACUGACCAUCUCUCUCAGCUUGAAGAAGCCGAAAAACCUUCAGAUGUGCUAGAUACUAAUAAUGCAUUUCCAGAUGAGCGGGUGUUGGUAGUAUCAAUGGAGGUGGCACCAUGGUAUGCAGACAUUGCCAAUUAUUUGGUAGCAGGUAUAAUUCCAGAGGAGAUCAAGUCCUAUCAAAAGAAGAAGUUCUUGCGGGAUUCUCGUCAAUACUACUGGGACGAGCCCUAUUUGUUCAAAACAUGCGCUGAUAACAUCAUUUGGCGUUGUGUUCCUGAGAGUGAAGUGAUGGCAAUUCUAAAGGCAUGCCAUUACUCUACAGUUGGGAGUCAUCAUAGUGGUAACCGAACUGCUGCUAAAGUUCUUGAAUGCGGUUACUAUUGGCCUACUCUCUUUCAUGAUGCAAAUCUAUUGGUAGAAGCAGUGGUUUUACCUAAUAAUGAAGCCAAGAGUGUCAUGGGGUUCCUAAAAAAGAACAUAUUUACUCGAUUUGGUACCCCGAGGGCUAUAAUCAGUGAUGGUGGUUCUCACUUCUGCAAUAUAGCCUUCGCAGGAUUGAUGGAAAAAACUAAUUGGGCCCGCAAGCUCGAUAAUGCUCUAUGGGCUUACCGGACUGCUCUCAAGACUCCGAUUGGGACUUCAUCUUUCAAGCUAGUUUUUGGUAAAGCUUGUCAUUUGCCAGUUGAACUUGAACAUAAGGCCAUGUGGGCCUUGAAGAAAUUGAACAUAGAUUGGGAAGAAGCGACCAAACUCAGGUUGUUUCAACUCAAUGAGAUUGAUGAAUUGAAGUCGUACCAGACCUAUGAGAAUACAACAUUGUAUAAAGAUAGGAUGAAGCAGUAUCAUGACAAGAAAAUCCUGAAGCGGGAAUUCUACAAGGGCGAUCCGGUCCUGCUAUCUAAUUCUAGAUUGAAGUCAAAGCACGGCAAGGUAAAAUCAAGGCGUUCCGGUCCUUUUGAGGUGGUAAGUGUUUCACCCCAGGAGGCGAUUGAAUUGAAGUCCGAAGAUGGAAAUCGGACAUUUAAGGUGAACGGGCAGAGGGUGAAGCACUGCAAUGGUUGCAUUGAUGGGGAUAGAAUUGUUGAUCGGUACCGGUUGAAGCAUCUGGGAACGAAUGCUGACCCAGAGAAUACUGACCAGGAGUAA
Lycium ferocissimum is the source of this 1245-nucleotide messenger RNA. RefSeq lists its product as uncharacterized. Bases 1 to 1245 code for a protein of 414 amino acids. The transcript is spliced from 3 exons. Lineage: Eukaryota; Viridiplantae; Streptophyta; Magnoliopsida; Solanales; Solanaceae. The record is from RefSeq and is a predicted model, not a curated record. Gene Ontology annotation, molecular function: nucleic acid binding.